UGUGAUUGUUAAAAGGUCCGUAUUUUGAAACCUUUCAUAAAGAAAAAGGAAAACCUUCCUCUGAGAGGUUUUAGGUUCUUCUCAAGAGAUACAGUUAACAAAUCCCUCUGUGGCCCGUUAGGGUUUCUGAUUUUAUCUCAUCAUCAUCCUCACUCUCCCUCUAUCGCCUUCUCUUCAAUCACGACCGCCAUGGAUAGAUACCAGAAGGUCGAGAAACCCAAACCCGAAUCACCCAUUAACGAGAAUGAGAUCCGUAUCACUAGUCAAGGCGCCAUUCGUAACUACAUCACCUAUGCUUCUACACUUCUUCAGGAAAAACGUGUUAGAGAGAUCGUCUUAAAAGCAAUGGGACAGGCAAUCAGUAAAGCAGUGGCUAUUGCAGAAAUUUUAAAGAAGAGAAUAUCACGGUUGCAUCAAGAAACUGCUAUAAGCUCAGUUAGCAUAACUGAUGUAUGGGAACCUAUUGAGGAGGGUCUCGUACCGGUGGAGAUGACUCGUCAUGUCUCAAUGAUUUCAAUUACCUUGUCCAAUCGAGAGCUAAAUAAAAAUUCUCCGGGGUACCAAGCUCCACACUUUGUGGAACAGCCAAAGCAACAAUAUAACAAUCAGCAGCCGCUGCCACAACAACAACCACCCAGACAACCACGUGUUUAUCACAAUGCUGUUAAUGAAGGCACUUUUGCAGAUCCAUAUGGCCAAGGAAGAGGGCGUGGUAGAGGGAGAGGGCGUGGUUGGGGAAGAGGUGGUUAUGGGAACUAUCAAGGUGGAUACGGCAACUACCAAGGUGGAUAUGGUCACUACCAAGGUGGUUACGGCCACUACCAAGGUGGAUCUGAUAACUACCAAGGGGGACCUGGAUAUUAUCAAGAUAAUGGUGGAUACUCAAAUUGGGGAAGAGGAGGUGGGCGGAGUAGAGGCUGGGCCUACCGUGGCGUUUCAAGCAAUUAUUAUCCUCCUGCAGGAGCUGGAUAUGAAAGAGGCCGAGGAGGGGGUAGAGGUUAUGGCCGUGGACGGGGGCGAAUGGGUGGUCGCACAAGGGGCGGUGGAGUAAACCAGGGUUAGACGAAAUCAAAACGUAUUCGUUUGUUCUUCCUACCUCUUGCUUGCCUGCCUUGGCCAGUGGGAUGAAUUAUCACAUAUUUGUUUUGAUAGCUUGAAAUUCAGUUUUUACGAUUUCCAGCGUUUUUAGGCAGUGUCUUUUUUCUUUCCUUUUUUUCUUUUCUUUUCUUUUCAGAUAAUGUGGAAAAUGCAGCAUUGUAUUUGUGGGGCAAGGUUGCUUUUUUGGUUCCAUGUUUUUUGCAUUUAGCUUAAGGGCAAUCAGUUUAUUGUUUGUUAUUAUUGUAAUUCGUUUUACCCA
Benincasa hispida (wax gourd) is the source of this 1357-nucleotide messenger RNA. RefSeq lists its product as uncharacterized. Gene Ontology annotation, molecular function: RNA binding. The record is from RefSeq and is a predicted model, not a curated record. NCBI's taxonomy places the organism in Eukaryota, Viridiplantae, Streptophyta, Magnoliopsida, Cucurbitales, Cucurbitaceae.